Mycetomoellerius zeteki is the source of this 1722-nucleotide messenger RNA. Its product is annotated as protein EFR3 homolog B. Bases 71 to 1654 code for a protein of 527 amino acids. The record is from RefSeq and is a predicted model, not a curated record. The transcript has a single exon. Gene Ontology annotation, biological process: protein localization to plasma membrane. Gene Ontology annotation, cellular component: plasma membrane. Lineage: Eukaryota; Metazoa; Arthropoda; Insecta; Hymenoptera; Formicidae.
UUUCUUCUAGGAGCUCCAGCUGCUGUCACAUUUCUUUUAAAAUUUAACAACUUUUAAAUUAAUCCCAAGAAUGAUCACCGAUGAAGAACUUGCACAGAGAAUGGAUGCUAUCUCUAAGAGCUUCUCGUCCACUGUUUUGUACUCCUCGACGCAGCAGGAUAAGAUCCAGGAUAAAACCUUGGAUAAGAUAACGAUGAUCGUCAGAAACGCAACAAAGAAGCAGUUGCAGUCUCGCCAUCCUCACACGCUUAUCACGUGUCUACUGAGAAUCCUGCUGUAUUACGAGAAAGUAUUGCACACGAAUAGAUUUUGCGAUUUAUGGAAGCGUCGACGUAAAUUUAAAGUCGCCCGAGAUUGCUAUCAUGCUUUACUGAAAAGCUAUCUGCCCGAAAGAUCACGGGAUGUCGUGGAGACCAUCGUGGAAUCCAUCUAUCACGAGCGACUCUGGAAAUUCGAGACUUUCUGUUUUGAAGUGAUGUACAGUCUGCUGAACAUCAACCCUGUUAUUGCCGGACUGAUCGUCCAUUCAAUUUGGAAUAAAUUAACACUGCCAGAAAUUAGCGUCGAGGAUGCUCGCGGUAUCGUCAGAAUAUUGUAUGAGCUUCUGGACGUGUAUGUGUGGCCGGCAACGCAGGAUACAGUAGCGACAAUAGAAAGGAUGCUCGCGCUCUUCCACGCCAGUAUAAUCGCACGAUUAACGACGACCUCCUUUUCCUCUUCCUCUUCUUUAGCACCUUUACCACCGUCAUCGCCAUCGACGCUUGCAAGCCUCAAGAAAGGUUUAGAAGUUUGCCUAAGAAAUACUAUGAAACAUAUGCCGAACGAUCAGCUGCUAGUGGUCGUACAGCACAUGUGCUCAUGGACAGUGGCCGCAGGUACGACCGACGAAUUCGUUUUGGAAUUCGCCAGUACCUUGGAAUUCGCUGCUUAUAUGCACCAGGCGGGUCUCUACGAGCAAACCCUCACCCCGAAAAUCUUCCCGCUGUUAAUGCAAAUGGUGGGCUCGUCCAGUCGGAUCAUCAGUCUACUAGGCAACCGAGUGUUGCAGUACUUGAUGGACCGCCAAGACAACCGACCGAUCUUCGACACGCCCAAGAUCUUCUUUGAGCACUCGCGUCUUGAUCUGCGUAUCACGCAGUGUCGCAAAGAAGAUCGGUUGUUCUUCAAGUUGCAUCGCGAAUUGCUACACGAUAGCCUGCUAAAGAGUCUAAUAAGCCACUCGGACUCACGGAUGAAUCUCGAGAUGACGUAUUGCACGAUAUGUAUGAUCGCUGUCGAGGUACCCUGUGGCUUCAUGGCUGCUGCUCUGGUCUGCCUCGCGAUGAAUCUACAGGAGAUCAUCCUGCAACAGCAGAACAAUCACGUGGAAAUAGCUUGCCACAUACAUGCUAUGAUCAUCUCUAUUAUGUCCCUCAUCUGCUGGAUACACAAGGCUAAAGCUUUCUACAACUAUGUGAACAGAGUUGUGACAGAAAGGGCGCAAUGGGCGCCGCAUCUGAACCCUCCCAUCCAAUCCCAAUACAACUUUGCUCUGCAUCACGUUCUUUGGAACAAGCCGGAGCUAUUCUUCGUCGACUGGGAGGUGCGCUAUGGUCUCUGGAAAUGCUUCCAUCUCACCGACAUCCACAACAGCAUCUCGUUAAUUGCACAUUGAAUGAUAUGAUUUCUGAAAUGAAUUAGGAAUUCACAGAUCUGUCUUUGAGAUCACUCUAUUAUAUUUUA